Molecule: messenger RNA, 396 nt
Organism: Papilio xuthus (Asian swallowtail)
Lineage: Eukaryota; Metazoa; Arthropoda; Insecta; Lepidoptera; Papilionidae
Product: cuticle protein 19-like
Exons: 3
Cellular component (GO): extracellular matrix
Source: RefSeq, a predicted model, not a curated record
GUGCACCACGGUGGUUACGCCGCUGCUCCUCUUGCCCACGCUGCUCCUCUUGCCCACGCCGCUCCUCUUGCCCACGCCGCUGUGCCCAUUGCCCACGCUGCCCCCGUUGCCUACACCUCCGGACACGACUACUACUCGCACCCCAAAUACGACUACACUUACUCCGUGGCUGACCCUCACACCGGUGACCACAAGUCCCAGCACGAGAUCCGCGACGGAGACGCCGUGCACGGUUCCUACUCUCUGCUCCAGCCCGAUGGUUCCGUGCGCACCGUUGACUACACCGCCGAUGACCACACCGGUUUCAACGCUGUAGUGCACAACACCGCUCCCGCUGUUCACCCCGCGCCCGCGCCCGCUCAUGGCUACCAUCAUUACUAAUUUCAAAAGAGAUGA